Punica granatum (pomegranate) is the source of this 3156-nucleotide messenger RNA. The record is from RefSeq and is a predicted model, not a curated record. NCBI's taxonomy places the organism in Eukaryota, Viridiplantae, Streptophyta, Magnoliopsida, Myrtales, Lythraceae.
GGAAAUGGCGCACAGGCUAUCAGAAAGCGAAGCAGAUGCCCAAGAAAUCCACUCCCUUCUUCUUCUUCUUCUUUCUUCAAGCUCAUGGUUACCGUCAUAGACCCUGAACCUCGAGGAUUCCAGAGGGAACGGUCCGGGACAGAUGCAGUGCAAGCUCUCACUCUCAGUCGCCCGUCUCAAGUGGGCUCCAUCUGCUCACCCACGAGGUUGCUUCAAGACGGGUCACUCAGCGAAGAAUCUCUCCCAACAUAGCUCUCGGUUCAAGCUCGUGGGGCAGGCCCCCGGUGACAGAUGGAAGCUCAGCGACAUUGAUGCCAAUGCUGUGCAGGAACAAGUAAAUUUGUGGCUAUCGAAGACCCAGAACUUCCUAAGCGAAGUAACUAUCCGGCUAGUGAAAUCCGGUCAUGGAAGAAAACCUGAUGCAGAAGAUGCUUCGACUACUCGAGACGAACUGGAGAUUUUUAUGGCCGAGCAGACUGUCAACAGGAGAACUCCAAAUGGGAUUCUCUCGUUGGAAGCCGUUUUGGCUAUUGAGCAAUUUGGCAGGAUGAAUGGAUUGACUGGUCAGAAAAUGCAGAGGAUAUUCAAUGCACUUGUACCUGAAACUGUGCAUGUGGAUGCCCGCAAUUUAGUUGAGUACUGCUGCUUUAGAUACUUAUCAAGGGACAGUUCUCAUAUCCACCCUUCCUUAAAGGAACCCGCAUUCCAGAAGCUAAUUUUCAUAACAAUGCUGGCAUGGGAGAACCCUUAUUGUGAAGAGGACAAAUCAUAUGCUUAUUCUGCAGAGAAAGCCCUUUUUCAGGAUAAAAUUGUCGGAGAAGAGGCUUUUGUUCGAAUAGCUCCUGCUAUAUCUGGUGUAGCCGAUUAUUGCACAGUGCAUAAUCUUUUCAAGGCACUUGCCGGUGAUGGAAGUGGAGUGUCUCUGAGGUCAUGGUUAACUUACAUCAAUGAGCUUCUCAAAGUGCAUGAAGGACGAAAAACAUAUCAGACACCUGAAACUUUUCAGAUCUCUGAGGAGAAAAUAGUCUGUAUUGGUUCUAGCAGGAAGCAUCCCGUUCUUAAGUGGGACAAUAAUAUCGCAUGGCCAGGAAAAGUUAUCUUAACUAAUAAAGCAAUCUACUUUGAGGCUGUCGGGCGAAAAAGUGCAUCAAGAUUGGAUCUUACAAGGAAAGGAUUGCGAGCAGAAAAGGCAAAAGUGGGUCCUUUGGGAUCUGAUCUUUUUGACUCAGCUGUCUCUAUUUCUUGUGGUCCUCAGUCAGAGACUUGGGUGUUGGAAUUUGUUGACUUGGGAGGUGAAAUGAGGAGGGAUGUUUGGCAUGCUUUCAUCAGUGAAGUCAUAUCCUUACACAAGUUCAUUGAUGAGUAUGCGCCCGAAGCAGGCGACAAGAGUGUGCUCAAUGUGUUUGGGGCCCAAAGAGGGAUGGAGAGAGCAACAAUCAGCGCGGUUAAUAGUGUUGCCCGACUUCAGGUCCUUCAGUUCAUGAAGAAGUUGUUGGAUGAUCCCACGAAACUUGUCCAAUUUUCCUACUUAAUGAGUGCGCCCCAUGGGGACAUUGUUUGUCAGGCCCUAGCUGUAAAUUUCUGGGGCGGACCAUUAGUCACGAAAUUUUCAGAGGCAGGGACUGAUCAACAGGCACCAUCAGCUUCAAUAGAAUUGUCCGAGAGAAUGAGUCCUGUUUUUGACAUAGAUGGGAGCAUUUACUUGAAGAAAUGGAUGAGAUCUCCUUCUUGGUAUUCUAGUGCUUCGAUCGGUUUCUGGAAGAACUCAAACCUAACAAAGCAAGGUCUCGUGUUGAGUAAGAAUCUUGUCGUGGGAGACGCUAGUCUUGUAGAGAAGGCUGCACUUAUGUAUCGAAGGAAGAGCCAAGUGGUCGAAAAGACUCAGGCCACAAUUGAUGCUGCAAUGCUUAAGGGAAUACCUAAUAAUAUUGACCUUUUCAAGGAAAUCAUGCUCCCUCUGACAAUUGUUGUCAAGAAUUUUGAGAAGCUUCGACGAUGGGAAGAGCCAUAUCUUACGGUUUCAUUUCUUGCAUUUUCCUAUACCAUCAUAAUCAGGGAUUUGUUAUCGUAUGUUUUUCCAGCAAUUUUGAUUGCCCUGGCUGCUGCUAUGCUAACGCUUAAAGGGCUAAAGGAACAAGGACGCCUCGGGAGAUCUUUCGGAAAAGUCACGAUCCGUGAUCAGCCACCUUCGAAUACUAUCCAGAAGAUCUUGGCUGUGAAAGAUGCCAUGCGAGACGUUGAGAGUUAUCUCCAGAAUCUGAAUGUCAUACUUCUGAAAAUCCGAACAAUUGUCCUUUCAGGACAGCCUCAGAUAACCACGGAAGUUGCCCUCGUAUUGCUGUCUUCUGCGACAAUCAAGCUGAUUGUUCCUUUCAAGUACAUCUUUGGCUUCCUCCUCUUCGAUCUUUUCACCCGAGAGCUUGAGUUUAGGAGAGAAAUGGUCCAAAGGUUUAUGAGUAUCUUAAAGGAACGGUGGAAGAUGGUGCCUGCAGCUCCUGUAGUCGUUUUGCCCUAUGAGAGCGACGAGUCUAAGUCACGGAUUGAAGGUACGCAAAAGGAUGAGAAUGAUGAAAUAAAUACAGAAAAGAAUCAGAACAAUCGCAAACCUAGAUAGCAGGAUCCACAGCCGAACUGAGAAAUUAUAACGUGACUUUGGACCAGUGGUCUUCUCAUGCAGUAAACAUUCGUGGUCCAGCAUCUAGUUUGGGCUAGAGGGAGCUAGUUCAAGGUCAGGAAUAAAAUCAGAAUCACUCAAGGUGUCCUUAGAUCAGUGCUUGUAUGGAACAUUAUUGUUUCCAACUGUCGCUAUUUUGACUGAAUUAUGCAUUAUAUAACUAGAUUGAAUUUGACGGAGUUAGGCAAUGAUUCUGCAGGAAGAAUAAGUCCUUAGAGGGAAACAUGGUUUGAAUCUGAUCGGUGGGUCUCUCUCGAUGUUAGACUGGGUCUAAAGGAUUUGUUCCUACACUGGUCCUGUCACGGACAUUGAUUUCUAUCGACCCCUUUGUUAUGGACCAGUGGUUCGGAAGAAUCUUUCACUGGGUCAUUUCCGAAGGUCGUCUUUUCUUUUUUAAAUUCGUUAGUGAUACCACAGGAAUGGUUUAUACUUUGAUGUACAGACAUAGAUUGUGGAAAGGCAGUGUUGGAUAAUUCAUCGUC